This is a messenger RNA of Vespa velutina, 8383 nucleotides long. Its product is annotated as mucin-22-like. The record is from RefSeq and is a predicted model, not a curated record. Lineage: Eukaryota; Metazoa; Arthropoda; Insecta; Hymenoptera; Vespidae. The transcript has 19 exons. The coding region runs from base 346 to 8184 and encodes 2612 amino acids.
GAAGAAAAAAAGAGGAGGAGAAGGAAGAAGAAGAAGAAGAAAAACGUUUUCUCCAUUGUCGCGUGCAUUUGUUUGCUCUUAUUAAAUUGUGAGCAAGAAAAAGAAUUCACGCGUGUAAUGGCUUUCAAUCAAUCGGUAUUAACUAAGGAACAUAUUGAAGGAAAGAAAGGGAAAAGGAAAAGGAAUGUAUGCGUAAUCCUAAAGAGAGUAACGAAGAAAAUUAGAAUGAAGAAAAAAAAAAAAGAAAAUGAGAUCACGGAAAGAUGAACGUACAUAUAUUUAUCCUUCGACGAGACAAAGACCUGGAUAAAAGUUCUGGAGAUCAAAGUCGAUGGCAUUGGAAGAAUGGAGCGGAGGUUAUCGUGGUGCACGAUAGCAAUACUAUUCGUGUUGCUAUUCGUAACGAGCGAGGCUCUGCGUGGACAUAAUUCUCAGGUCGACGAGAAGCAGAGAUCGCAAACGUCGGUUAACCGAGGUACCGCAAGAUUCGAUAUUAAAAAAUCAUUGGAUAAUUACGAGACUACGAUUGGACCGUCGUUAGCGCGUUCACGUGUGGAUCGUGAUAGAAAUACGGAAAUUCGAAGAUCGCCGAUUAAAAACAAGGACGAUAGAGUAACAUAUUCGAGAAAUGUCAAUGUCGUUAAGGAAUCUUUCGGAUCGAGAGAUCGUGAAAGAUCGACGAUAAACGAUAGAACGAUCAAUCCCGAUAAAACAACGAAUUUGUCCGAAUCGAAACAACAAACGAGAAGAAACGAUAGAAGAUAUUUGCCGGAAAGAGAUGAUAAAAAGAAUGGACGUAAAAUUGAUCAUCAGGAGAUAUCGAUAACAACAACAGAGCCUUCAAUAACAACAAUAAGAUCAAGGUCAAGAAAAGAGAACGUUAAUACGCCGAGAAGGGUCUCGUCGAGAGUUGGAUCAGUUAGGAAGGUUAAAUCACGAUAUUUGGAGGUUAAUACUGGACCAUCGGUAUUUUCUGGUACGACAGAAAAUUCAAGGUCAAGAACUGGUAGAAAAAUAAAUACGACGUAUAACGAUAAAAAUUCGUCAAAGAGAAUAUCGUCGGGCAACAAUCGUAGAUACAAUUCAGAGAUUACGGCGAAUAAUACGAGAAGGAACAAUGGUACAACGAGAGGAUCUAAAAAGGAUACGGAUCUAUCGAGAAGAAGGACUACGGAUAAAUCUACUCAAUUAACUGAAUCUGAAAGUAUUAGAGUCGAUAUACCAUUGACAUUGGUUACUACGGAUUAUCCUAAAUUGACGACCAUCAAUAUUAAUGAUAAUGAUAAUGAUCAAUCAUUUAGAUCAUCAUCGUCAUCAAGAAAAAUUGAAAGGCGUAACGACGAUCGCGAUUACGUUAGAUCGAAUCUGAACGAAUCGAAAAAUUUGGAUAGAACGAAAGCUCGAAGAAAAUCGAAGACGAAUGUUGUCGAUCAUUCGACGACUCAACGAUCUAUUACGAUUAAUCAAAAAAGGGGAUCCUCGAGAUUUGCCGAUUUUGUUUUAAACGAUACCAUUGAUUUUACGACGAUUCGUACGUACAAUAAGGAUGAUAAUGGAAACGACGUAAGAAGAAGAAGUACGGAUCGUACGAGAAAUACCGAUAGAAAAUUUAUUACGAAGGAUGAUAAUAAUAAUGAAUCGAUCAAUUCAAGAACGAGAGGUAGAUCAUUGGAUAUAGUAUCGAGAUCUGUAUCAAAUGGAUCAUCGUCAUCAUUUCAAACCGAUAUAAAGCGUAGAUCAUCGCCCGAUAGGAAUAACAAUAGAAAAACAGAGAUCCGAUCUAGAUCGUUGGAUAAUGUACAGGAUCAGGAUAAUCGUGGACGUUCAAGAGGAAGGAUCAGAAUUGAAUCUACUACGACGAAAUUAUUUAUUGAUCCAUCGAUCGAAACGACUACAUCGACGUCGGAUCAAUCGACGAACGUACCAAUUUCUGAUACAUCGAUUACAACGAUGAGAACGUCCGUCGUUGGACAAAGGGAAUCAGCACGUACGAUUACCGAUGAUCUAUCAUCAUCGUCGUCGUCUCGCGUUAGAUCAAGAAAUAGAAAUGGUUCUCAAUCGAGAAAUACAACGAGGGAGGAUUACUUUAAUUAUGGAUUAGGUUUUCGCGGUAGAAAAUUUCCCACGAACGAAGAGACAACGACGAAGAAUACGUCGAUUAAAUCAUCAAGAUUAUCUCAAUCGACGAGUCAACAAACUGGGGCCCGUGGGGUUGGUAAUCCUGGUUGGACACUUCUUCGAAGAAAGCCAGAAUUUCAAUCAUCGAUUUCUACAACCGAGAAGGAAUCGGUUAUCAAUGAAAUAGCAACGAACAAUGAAUCAUCAUCAACAACAACAACAACAACAACAACAGCAGCAGCAGCAGCAACAACAGCAGCAACAACAGCAACAACAGCAGCAGCAGCAACAACAACAACAAUGACGACAACGACGAUCGUAUCGACUACGAGAAAUCGUGGAUCGAAGAAAUCAAAGAUCGAAGAUACAACAGCGACAUUUACAACGAUGUCGCCUGGUACGACGAAAAAUUUCAAUUCUACAAGAAGGGGUAACAAGAGUCAAUCUGACAAGAAUAUUAAUAUCGAUAAACUUUCUGAUUCGGAGGAGAGCGAUAAUUAUCCUCCUGAUUUUAAAGCGAGAUUAUCACAAUUGAAAAAUUCUAAUCUCAAAAUACCUGUCGCUAAGAGUACACCAAGAACGAGCACCGAGGGAAAAAAAACGUCGGGCGUUUCAUUCUCAGAAAGAUCAAGAAUGAAAUUAGAAUUGGCUAGGAGAUUGGUUAAGCCUGAAUUGAACGAACAGGAAAAUGUUUUGGAUUCAACGGGAAAAUUAAGAACAACCGAUACGUCGAUUGGCGAAGAAACGAAGAGGAUUGGUAAAUUGGCUAAAGUCAUUGUUAGGAAUAGUCGAUUGGAAGAGGAUGACAAAAAACCGGAAAAGAUUGUUAAACAGGAUCAGACGAUUGAUAGUAGCGAUCAGGAGUCCUGGAAAUCACGUCAGAAAAAGGGUAGAGUUGUCUCGGAGAGAACGGUAACCUCGAUAUCGGUUGACGAGGAUACAUCGAAUUACGUCGUUGAAACAGUGACCAAAGUUACCGAGGAAGUAUCCUCGAUGAUGAUCGAUGGAUCAAUAUUGAAGGAUUCGCAACCGCGCAAAACGAAAUCUCAAGAUUUAACGAACAUCGAAACAACGAAAUCCACGAAAGGUUUUAACGUUACACCGAGAAGUACGAUCAAGGGAUUAAAGUCUGGAAGUCUUUUAACAAGACGUAACAAAUCUUUCGUCGAAAGGGAUAUAACAAAUAAUGGCGAUGACGUUGAUACACGGAAAGAUGAAUUAAAGAGGAUUAAUAUGUCAACGACGAUCCUAUCAAAAAGAAAACAAUCAUCGUUGGAGAACGAUGAACAACAACAAGAUGAUGGUAGAACGAAGAAACCGAGAAUGUUGAACAGCGUAACCAAGGCCAACUUUCGUAACGAUCGUUAUACGAAAAAAUUAAGAGAUAGGAGCAACGUGAUAGACGGGAAUGAGAUACCACAGAGGACAACGUCAAGGACAACUACGGUUACAAAUAGAUAUAGUAGGAAAAAGAUCAAUGGUACGAGACCUUACGAUAAAAUUUCGAAAAGUGUUACGACGGUAACGUCGAUCCAAUCGUCAUCGAAAAGACGUGAAUUCAGACCAAGAACAGCUACGUAUCGUAGACAUUCGGAAUUGCCAACUACUAAUACCUUGCUGAUAGAAACGACCGAGAGGGUCGACGAUACUCAGGGCGUUGCGAUCACUCCUAAAACGCUUAAAUAUCAUGCGACCUUGAAAAGUUCAACGCCGAUCGAGACUCGAUCGAUACCGCAGGAGCCUCAGGUUAGCGUUAGGAUAACCAACGACACCAAUUCGAUUGAUACUGGUAUUACCGACAGCAGCAAUGGUAAUACUGGUACAACCAGUAACAUCUUCAAUCCAACAAGAAGUGCCUUUCUAAGUGGUAACAGUACACUUUUGGAACAGCUACGGAGUACCGUAGCGCCACUUCUCAGCUCUCUGGGUAACAGGACACCUAUAUUUGCCGAGUCCUACAGUAACGUUAACAACGGAAGCUCUACACCUAGGAUUACACCAAAUGGAUCACCACCGAGAUUCAGUGCUAGGUAUAAAGGAGCUGAAUUGUUCGUUAGAAAGCCAACAGGUUAUCAACCUACUGUACCAUCGAUCACGAGCUCUUCGACAACGCAAAUAACUCCGAUAGAGAACAUUGGUUCAGUACUACCACCACCUAUUGAUAUUUCCAGUCCCGGAGAGCCCAAAUUUUUAACAUACUAUCAAGCAUUGGAAUCGGCUAGCGUCCGAAACGAGCAAGGGGAUUUUGAACAACAGCAACAACUUAAUGACACUGUAACACAGGAUACUACGCCAACAACUGCCCAAGGGACGGCAGCCACAGGAACAAUGCAAUUCGAUCAAACGAACGAAACCACCAUCAUUCCUAACAUCAUCACAGAGUCACCAACCACAACAACGUCAGACUCUUCCAAUUCCUUGAUCACUGAAUCCUCUCCAUCUGGCACAUCAACUUCCAUUGAUACGACGACGUUAAUAACGACAACGACGACGAUGACGAGCACGACGAAUACGGCGACGCAAACGAUGACGACCAUGACGACACCGGCAUCAUCAUCAACUACCAAUCGUCCACCUGAUACUACUACAACUGCAAUUGAGACUACGAUGUCUACUACCACGCAAUCUAUUGAAGAUAACAUUGAUAUAAAUGAUAAUCUGAUAUCAACUGAAGCAUCAAUGAGUACUACGAGCAUUCCAACAUCCACUACACCGUCCUCGGAAACGUCCAAUUCAAUAUCAAGAAUGGAUACGAAUAUUGAAACGAUGAUGACGGAUUCAACGACAGAAACAACAUCGAGCACAGGAUCGAGUUCAACGAUUACGACUACGACUGCAGCGCCAAUGACGACCAUGUCUCAGACUAUUCCGAGCAUGCCUGCAUUUUCAUCCGUAACUCCUGUUACAACUCAAACAACUUUCACAACACCGUAUCUGGGUCGAUUCGGUGGUAGCAGAUUAACUCCAGCGCCUAGAUUUAGUCCUAGCUCGUCAACGAGAGUACCUUUAAGGGAUUAUCAUGUAUACGGGAUAUAUCCUAAUAAAACGAUCGUCAGGAAACGUCCAGAGGAUAAUCUCAUCGAUGCUAGAAACGUUGACAGCCCAUACGUAAUAUUUGGUAUCUACCCUGAUGGAAGAUUGGUCCGGAAGUUCCCAAAUGGCACGAUCAUACCAGAUCCACCAAGCAAUCCGGUUGAGGUUGUCUUUUCUCUUAGCACUACAACUACCACUAACAGGCCACCACCACCCGUGUUCUUUUAUAACCAGGCUAACCAAGGCACUUUUAAUCAAUAUCAAGCCCCGAACUAUUAUAAUAAUCGUAGACCCGUCGGCAACCCGAUGACAAAUGGUCAAAACUUUGGCACCGUUGAUUUGGGACUUACUGGUAACGCGAUCGGCGGAUCAAACGGAGGUGGAGCCGAUUUCUUGGGCCCACUUGGUACCCCUGGUAGCGUCGCGACCACAAAUACAAUGGGAUCUCGAAUAAAUGGUAUUAGCGGGGGCGGUCGUAUCGUUCAAGAUCGACAAAGGGAUGAAGCUAGUAGGUCUAGGGAAUCUGGAGGUCAACGUAAUUCAGUUUAUAUUGGACAGGAUAGAUUUGUUAAUUAUUGGACUAAUGGUUCACCUAACACCGAUCCACGUGUUGUCAGUGUCAACAUAAAUUCAGUUGCAAGUGCAGCAAACGUAGGACCAGCAUCGAAUUCAGGAAUGGUACAAUCCUUUGACAAUUUAUUGAACGGUCAAUCUAAUAAUGGCCAGAUAACAGCACCUCCAGGAUUUCCAUGGAGAGAUCCUUUGGAUCAGAUAUUUGGAAUUACAACUAAUUCCCCAGUAAUAACCGCGUCGAUUGCAUCGAAUACUUUGGACGACUCCAACGAUGGUAAUUCAAUGUUCGAUGCACGUCCUGUAAGUCCUUUCGUAGAAGUUUUUACACCGGCUUCUGGUAUCGUGUCUUCUUCUAUCACCGCUGCAAUGCCUACAUCGACAAUUACCACUGCAACAACUCCAGUAUCAACAGCAAAUGCUAUCACUACAAAUACGCCAGCUCCAACAACAACAACUAUUACUACUAUUACUACCACCACACCAGCUCCAACAACAACUACUACUACUACUUCUACUACUACUACUACUACUACUACUACCACACCAGCUCCAACAACAACAACUACUACUAGUACUACACCAGCUCCAACAACAACAACUACUACUACUACUACUACACCAGCUCCAACAACAACAACUACUACUACUACACCAGCUCCAACAACAACAACUACUCCUACUACUACAACUACGCCAGCUCCAACAACAACAACAACAAUUACAACUACUCCAGUUCCAACGACAACAAUCGCUACAACUACGCCAGCUCCAACAACAAUUACCACAACGGAGGCUUUAAUAACAAAUAGUGUCAUUCCUGAAAUGGGAACGACACCAUUUGGAAUGUCCAAUGAUAUCCCAAUAAAUAUGCGAACACAAAAUGCUUUUGGUACAACAUUCGACGAUCUUGCAUUUUUGAACUCCCUUUUACAGCCUAACGAUGCACCAACUACGCAAAAAACUCUGAACGAAGUGGAAAAGAUUUUAGCCAAUAAGAUCCUAUCUCUUGCCCUGGGUAAUGUCGGACCUACUCGUUCACCAAAAGCUAUUCAAUUGUCCAAUGUAUCCCCAAAUACCGUACAACUGUCCUCGUCAUCAUCGUCGUUAUCAUCAUCAUCAUCAUCAUCAUUAUCAUCAUCAUUACCAUUAUCAUCAUCAUCAUCGGCACCGAUAAUCAUCGACUUGUUACCAUCCACCACGGUGAAACCUUCAACGAAACCUUCUACGUCAACCUCAAGAUCAUUUACAACGACGGAAUCCGGAAUUAAUCGAAAAGUUCCUGUUAAAAUCUCUGAUCUAUCGGCCAGUGCUCAAACUCACAGUGCUUCUGUGUCCAGUACCACAACUACAGCGCCUAUUGUCGUUGUUACGGCAAAGUCCGUAAAUACGAAACCUAAGAGCACAACUCCAGCCCCAGUUCAAGGUCUUGGUGCAAGCUUAUUGCAAGCUCUAUUUGGUGGAAAUAUUUUUGGUCCUUCUACCACGGCUAAACCAUUGGCUAAAACUACAAUUAAAUCGACAAUAAAAACAACGCCAAGUCGAAUCGUUGAGAUCACUCAAAGGCCUAUUUCAGUGACCCAAUCAUAUGUAUCACCUAAAGUUGUCAACUUUUCUGAUACUGUAGUUAACAAUGUGAAAGAAACUACAGCAAUGAAACCAAUCAUUAAAACAACGACAACGACGACGACGACACGUCCAUUAUUGAACAAUCCUAAUCCUAGAUUGUCUAAUGUCGUUAGUUCCUCAACUUAUUCGCCCGAGGACGAUGCUAAAUUCUUAUCAGCUCUGUUCAACGCUAUUCAACAAUCCGAUACGAAGAAUCAGAAACCAGUAACAACGCCGAUACCAACGUCAAUUCAAGACGACGAAGCUUUCCUUAGAGCGAUUCUAUUCGGUCAAGCUAAACUUCCAAUGGUCAAAAGUACGUCCAAUCCUGAAAUCAGUAACGCGGCUCUCCUGGCGGCCCUAUUGAAGGCCCAGGGCAUUGAACCGUCGACCCCAGCUACAAAUAUUCGACAACAAUUACAAUUGGCCAGCUUAAAUAACAAUCUCGUAUCACUUCCACCGACAACGACGAGUACAUCUAGACCUUAUUCCACAUCAACGAGUAUUACUUCAAGGCCAACUAGUACGACGACAACGACGACGACGACGACGACGAGAAGACCAACGACUUCAAGGUCAAGGAUAGUACAAACAACAUGGUCACCUAGCUCGACUUAUCCGCCGCCAUUAUUCAGUGGAUUCUCCAAUUUUGGCAAUUCAGUUCAGGAAUUACAAAAUACUAAUGGCGGAUCAGCUAACGGGGGGGAAGGUGUUAGAAAUCAAGUUGUUAACGUUGCCCUUGGUGCUACCAGAGCGUUCAGUCAGUUCCUUGGUGCUGCCAUAACGGGUGCAGCACAACAGUUGCAGUCGUUCGUAAGAAAUGGCACAAGAAUCGUUUCGGAGGUCGUUGGAUAGAAUUAAAGCGAAAGAAAAAUUCCCUAGAUAAUCAUCGAUCGAAAACAAUAUUCGAAUUUAGAUCUAUAACGAGUGAUCUACAAUCGAAUGAUAGAUCAAUGUUUUUAGAUUCUUUCGAUUAUAACUCGCGAGAAAUUUGUUCGACGAGAGUUCUACGAUUAUGGACGAUAAAAUAUUUAUAUUUUAUUUACUUAACUUA